This is a messenger RNA of Nicotiana tabacum (common tobacco), 2439 nucleotides long. RefSeq names its product SMR domain-containing protein At5g58720-like. NCBI's taxonomy places the organism in Eukaryota, Viridiplantae, Streptophyta, Magnoliopsida, Solanales, Solanaceae. The record is from RefSeq and is a predicted model, not a curated record.
GUAUUGGAAUUUGGAAACCGCAAUACUUGCAAAACAGGACUCCUCCUCCUUUUCAUUCUCUGCCAAUAGUCAACCAUUUUCACCAUUAUCUGCAAUUUUUGUUCCAAUAUCUCAUGUCAUCAUCCUUUAAUUUCGAUUUAGGGUUUCAUGAAAAAAUUUCAGUUUCUCAGAAGCUUCUCGAAGAACCUCGAUCUCCUUAUUGAUGAGUUGAAUUUUUUUCUUUGAUCGAAAAUGUUUGCUGCGUAUUUUCGUCUAUAUAGUGGCUACAUGUGUAAUUUUUCAUAUCCAGAAGCUCAAAACCUAGCAACCGAUUGAUCCGAUUCAGCUUUGGUUCGUCUCUUGAUUUAGGGUUUCAUGACAUGUUUCAGUUUGUUGGGAGAUUCUCGAACAUCAAUUCGAAAAUUUUAUUAUAUAUUUUGGUCUAAAUAGUAGCUACAUGAGUAAUUAUUGCUCACAAGUAUAUGCCUAGAAGCUCAAAAUCUCGUAAAUUAUUCGCUUUCAGCUUUAGUAGUUAUGAAUGUUGUAUUUUUUUUUGCUUGUAGCGUAAUGUUGUAGCAAUUCUGUUGUAUAUGAUAGUAACUAACUAGAAAAUGAAGCACCAGAAGAAGAAGAAGAAGAGAUCAAAAGCUUCUAAACAAGGCGAUGUUGUUAAUGGUUCUGAUAAUAGCAAAGUAGGGGAGAGUAGUGUUUUAAAGGUUUUAACGGAUGCGUUUAGCUCUGUAUCUGUAGAGGAAGCAGAAUGUGCUUAUAAAGAGGCAAAUGGAAACUUGAAUAAAGCGAUGAAUAUUCUGAGUGAUUUGCUGGAGCGUGAGGAAGAGGACAAGAUCACGAGCUGCUCAAGCUCGAGUGGGAAUGUCGGUUCGAGCUUGGAUUCGAGUAACAACUCAGACAUGUUUGUUGGGGGUCAAUCGCUGCAGAAUUCGUCUCAGCGCAAGGCUAAGACAAAGAAAUUGGUAGCUGCUGCAGGAACAGUCUCAACGAUGAUAGGGAAGGAUUACGUGAGGUCAAUUCCGAAGAAGAGUUGUUCAAAAUUCAAGGGUUUAAGUGAUGAAACGGCGAGCAAUGACGAUGUUGAGCAGUUUUUGUGUUCCAUGCUUGGGGAGGACUCUGCUUUGAGCUUAGCUGUUGUCAGAGAUGUUCUAUGUCAAUGCGGAUACGAAGUUGAGAAGGCUCUGAGUGUUUUGCUUGAAUUGUCAGCUUCCUCUAAUGAGCAACCUAAGUUUAGCGACUAUAGUGCAAGCAACAAAGAAGAGGCAGUGUCUCUUCAUUCAAGUGAUGGUUUUACUGAUAGGACAUCUGAUUCUACGUCUCAUUCAUCUGAAGGGGAAUUUCAAGAUAAUGUGUGGUUUUGGGGGCAUCCUGGCAGGAAUCAGUCAAAAAGUCUUGCAGGAAACUUCACGCAUUCUUCAUCAUCUGCAUCAGGAAAUUCUGGGCCAGAACUUCCUCAUGAGAUCUUGGAAUCUUUGUUUAAUAUGCCAACCCCUAAGAGUGCUGAGCACGAACCAACUACUAUGAACUGGAAGAAUGUUGUGAAGAAAAUGACAUCUUUGGGACGAAGGUUUGAAUCUUGUCCUAAUGAUAGUCCACCACCGCAGCAUAGCCAUGUUGAGGGAGCUGAGUAUCAUCUGUUCCGUGAAGCUUCAAAGCAACACUGGGAGUCAAUGAAAUCCCAUUAUCAGAAGGCUACAACAGCUUUUUCAAAUGGCCAGAAGGAAUAUGCUGCCUAUCUUGCAGACCAGGGCUGGCUACAUAACAGAAAGGCUCAAGAGGCUGAUGAGAAAGCUAGCCAGGAUAUAUUUGCAGCCAGAAACAAGAAUAUAGAAAACAUGAUAACUAUUGAUUUGCAUGGGCAACAUGUUAAACCAGCAAUGAGGCUUAUGAAACUUCACCUUCUGUUUGGAGCAUAUGUACGAUCUGUUCGGUUGUUUAGGGUUAUCACAGGAUGUGGGAUGCAUGGUGUUGGGAAGUCAAAACUGAAAACUUCGGUAAUUGCGCUUUUGAAGAAAGAACGUAUUGAAUGGACUGAGGAGAAUAGAGGAACAUUGCUCAUCAAGCUCGAUGGACGAAUGAAUUUUAGCUUUCUAGAUUCUGAUGAUGAUGAUGAUGAUAGCUGAUCGUUUCUUAGGCAUGGUUGCUAGCACUUAGGUGCAGUUGGAGUUUAGCAUUUAACAAUGGAGCUAAAUUGCAGUUUUAACAUUUUUAAUUUAUCUGCUUGCUAUGUGGUAUACCUAGAUUAUUGUAUUUACGAUGUUUACAACUUCUUUUGUUAGUGUGAGAAUUGUAAAGUUGAUCUUAGCUUUGCGUAUUAUGCAGCUUGAUAGCUGAGUUCAAGUAUAUCAUUGUAGAAUACAUAUUGUACUAACUGUAGUGUACCCACUUUUUUGGGCAAAACUUAUGCGUUUCAUCAAGUAAUUCUAUACCUUGUAAAUUUGAGUUGGA